Messenger RNA from Papaver somniferum (opium poppy), 1781 nucleotides. Its product is annotated as probable LRR receptor-like serine/threonine-protein kinase At1g05700. The transcript has 8 exons. NCBI's taxonomy places the organism in Eukaryota, Viridiplantae, Streptophyta, Magnoliopsida, Ranunculales, Papaveraceae. The record is from RefSeq and is a predicted model, not a curated record. The coding region runs from base 1 to 1677 and encodes 558 amino acids.
AUGCAAACUCUAAAUCUUGAUCCUCGUCUUCUUCUUGUUCUUUUACUCUUUUCACAACUCUCAUGUUUUCAUAUCGUUGUACCAGUAUCCGCAAAAGUGCUUAUGAACAUAGAUUGUGGUUCUUCUUCACCGGAACCUUACACGGAUAAAUCUUCUCUCGUUUGGGUUGCGGAUGAUCAGUACGUAAAAACAGGCGAAACUAGAAAUGUCAUUACAAAGGAUUUACCACCUGCUUGGGAUUCUCAUGUUAUGAGCACCCUUAGGGAAUUCAGUAUUCUAAAAAAGAAUUGUUAUUCAUUAGAUGUUGAUAACAAAUCUGAAGAUAGUACCUCGGUUGAACGGGUUCUUCUUCGAGCUAGUUUCUUCUAUGGAAACUAUGACAAUAAAUCAAGUCCCCCGACUUUUCGUCUUCAAUUCAAUGGGAAUAACUGGACACAAGUUGUUACAUCGAUGGACCGAGUGGUAUAUCAUGAAGUGGUUUAUUCAUUGAACAGUAUAAGCAGUACUAUAAUUGUAUGUCUCGGCCAAACUAACGUGGAUAACUUUCCAUUUAUAUCGGCUCUAGAAGUACGAAGCUUGGAUUCAGACAUAUACAGUAGCUAUAGUGAUCCAAAUUAUCCCUUGUUUUUCGACAAAAGAGUUGCUUUUGGUGUCAGCACAACUGUAAGGUACCCUGAAGAUAGUUACGGCCGAAUUUGGAAUCCGAUUGAUAUACCAUCUACAGCUAAGGUUAGAAAUAACUCGACAUCCCUUGAAGUCAACAUCGGUGAUAGGCCUCCUGAUAUUGUGAUGAGGACUUCAGCAGUGAAUCUGAUUUCGUCUGCGAACAUAACUCUUCAAGGCAAAACAGAUUUUAGAGUUCCUUUUCAUAUCAAUAUAUAUUUCUCAGAAGUGAUGAUAUUAAGUUCUACUCAGAAACGAUCAUUUAGUGUCAUAGUUAACGGUUAUUUUUUUGCUGAUAAGAGUUAUCAAGAGUAUGGCCCUGUGAUUCCACCUUACGGACGUGCAUUGGAGGUUCGCUUUGAAAAUGUUACUGCUGAUCCUUUUGUUGGUAUAUUCAAAAUUGAAAUUGUCCCGACAAAGGAUUCAACUCUUCCGCCAUUGAUCAACGCGGUUGAAAAUUUCUAUAUUGGUGAUAAAUUAGUUCAAGGAACCAAUUCAAGUGAUGUGAUUUCAUUGGGGUUAUUGCAAAAGAGUUUCAUUCAACUUCAAGAUUGGACUGGUGAUCCUUGUUUGCCUUCACCAUAUACUUGGGAAUGGGUUGCUUGUGAUUCUGAUACUGAUUCUCCGCGAGUUAUAGCACUUUAUCUGAAUGAUCUUGGAUUGAUCGGCAGCCUACCGGAUUUUAGUGCAAUGGAUGCUCUCCAAACUAUAGAUUUCAGCAAUAACAAUUUGACACUAGCAAUUCCAGAGUUUCUAGGCACAUUGCCUAAACUUGAUUUGUUAAAUUUGGAAGGUAACAAUUUUUCUGGAGAGAUACCAUGUUCAUUGUUGAAGAAUAGCAAUCUAAAGUUAAGUGUAACUGGUAAUCCGAACUUGUCACUUAACAACAACACAUCAAUCUGCAAAAGUAAUAUUGAAUCAAGGAUUCCUUCAGCGAGCAACAGCCAAAACUGUAUAACGACUUUACUACCAAUAAUUAUACUUGGAAGUAUAUUGAUCCAAAUGCUAAUGUAGUAGUAGAUCUUCUGAACCCCAAUAUGCGGCAAUAAAUAUCCUCUUUGAAACCAUUACUCAAAAUAUUUUAAAGUCAUUAAUCUACUGUUUUUCUUGGUCUUUCA